Molecule: messenger RNA, 1263 nt
Organism: Striga asiatica
Lineage: Eukaryota; Viridiplantae; Streptophyta; Magnoliopsida; Lamiales; Orobanchaceae
Source: the annotation of a GenBank genome assembly
AUGGAUUACUAUUCCAAAAUGCUACCCAUUCUCCUCCUCAUAAUUCCCAUCUUAUUCUCCCCUUCCUCUGCCACAGAUCCCAUUCUCCAAACUGACUGUGGCUAUUGUUCCCAUCCACAUCCUAACCACCCCAAACAUCCCGUGCCACCCGUCACAGUUCAUCCUAAAUUGCCCGUGCCACCCGUGGCAUUGCCCAAACUGCCAGUCCCGCCAGUCACAGUUCCUAAAUUGCCCGUGCCACCAGUUAGCGUGCCCAAACUCCCUGUACCGCCUGUCACAACUGAUCCUAAACUGCCUGUCCCGCCAGUCACAGUGCCUAAGCUGCCUCACCCUCCAGUAACAGUACCUAAGCUGCCAUUGCCCAAACUGCCAGUCCCACCAGUCACAGUUCCUAAACUGCCCGUGCCGCCAGUUAGCGUGCCGAAACUCCCAGUGCCGCCAGUCACCGUUGAUCCUAAACUGCCUGUCCCGCCAGUCACAGUGCCUAAGUUGCCUCACCCACCAGUCACAAUACCUAAGCUGCCUUUGCCGAAACUACCUGUCCCACCAGUCACUACUGUGCCAAAGCUACCAAUCCCGCCAUCCACAGUACCUAACCUACCUUUGCCGAAACUGCCUGUCCCACCAGUCACUACUGUACCAAAACUACCCAUCCCGCCAGUCACAGUGCCCAAGCUGCCUGUCCCACCAGUCACUGUACCGAAACUGCCAGUCCCGCCAGUCACAGUGCCUAAAAAAUGCCCACCACCUCCGGCAUCCAAGGGCAGCUGCCCCAUUGACACACUGAAAUUGGGGGCAUGUGUGGAUCUUCUUGGUGGGCUUGUCCACAUUGGGCUGGGUGACCCGGCAGUGAAUGAGUGCUGCCCAAUAUUAUCUGGGCUGGUCGAGUUGGAGGCCGCGGCCUGCUUGUGCACCACGCUCAAACUCAAAGCACUCAAUCUCAAAAUAUAUCUCCCCAUUGCUCUGCAACUCCUUGCUCGCGAAAGAAAGAUGAAUCCAGCAACUUCAAAUCGACAUGAGAGGAUGUCGAGAUUCAUCUAAUUAAGCUUCAUAUAUAUAAUAUUCAUUCCUUGGGAGUUAAACUAUUUCCUUCUUCACAUCAAUUAUUCGACUUUUAUUCAUAUUUGAACUCCAUUAAUUUAAUGUGUGAAAUUGUUCAUUGUGUGUGUUGUUUGGGGUAGAGUUAAGGAAGCAAUUAUUAAAUUUGUGCUUAUUUCAAUGCUUCAAUUUAACUCAAUUAACUGUUUAAUUUUUCAAACAAUC